AUGGAACACCAUAGGCAUUUUUUCAUGUUUAAUCUUGAUAAAUUUGAUGACUGGAAAGUGCGCAUGCAAGCUCAUCUGUCUGCAAUCCAAAACGAGAUGUUAGAUGUAAUAACCGAUGGGCUUAUUCAAAUCUUGGAGGUUAAUCCAAACCGAGCUGCUGAAGGUUCAACAACACGUGAAAUGAGACCCAAGGAGAAGUUCUCGUUAACAACUAAGGAGAGGACUCGUGCAAAUCUUGACAACAUUGCACGAGACAUCCUUUACAAGGCUCUAGACGAGUCACUGUUCCCGAGAGUAAGAAAGUGCAAAUCUGCUAAGGAAAUCUGGGAUACCCUCAUGCAGAUUGGUGAAGGUGAAGAACAGGAGAAGGAAAAUAAAUUAACCAUCGCUAUGAAAAGAUUCGAAGACUUCAAACUUGGAGCGAAAGAGUCCAUAUUUGACAUGAAAGCACGAUUCAUGAAGUUGUUAACUGAUAUCGGAGAUCUAGAUGACAAAAAGCUCACACACAAGGAGAUAAACUUAAAGAUCCUCCGAGGACUAUCGAAGAAUUAG
Messenger RNA from Ipomoea triloba (trilobed morning glory), 552 nucleotides. RefSeq lists its product as uncharacterized. Lineage: Eukaryota; Viridiplantae; Streptophyta; Magnoliopsida; Solanales; Convolvulaceae. The transcript has a single exon. The record is from RefSeq and is a predicted model, not a curated record. The coding region runs from base 1 to 552 and encodes 183 amino acids.